Spodoptera littoralis (African cotton leafworm) is the source of this 2133-nucleotide messenger RNA. The record is from the annotation of a GenBank genome assembly. Lineage: Eukaryota; Metazoa; Arthropoda; Insecta; Lepidoptera; Noctuidae.
AUGAUCAUAUCGCGGUCUAAGCACCGCUCUUCGGUGGAAGUGUGUGCGGAUUGCGGUGCAUCAGAUCCGUCAUGGGCUUCGAUAAACCGUGGGCUGCUGCUGUGUGCUGAAUGCUGUAGUGUUCACCGUAGUAUGGGAAGACAUAUCUCCCAUGUUAAAUCCCUGCGCCAGGGGUCCUGGCCACCGUCACUGUUAGCUAUGGUGCAAGCACUGACAGCUCAGAACGUGAACUGCAUCUGGGAACAUUCCUUACUGGACACUUCAGCCCCAAAACACCUUCGCAAGAAACCUCAACCUAAAGACCCAUUACACCCAGUAAAGUCAGAGUUCAUUCUUGCAAAGCACUUAAGGCUAGCAUAUGUACUGAGAGCUAGAAGAGAUGAGCCACCUAGUGAGCUUGGCAGACAGUUGCACAGUGCUGUCAGGAGCUCCUCAUUAGACACAGCAAUGAGGCUUUUGGCACAAGGAGCUGAUCCUAACUACUACAAUCAGGAAAAGGGUACAACUUGUCUCCAUGUGGCCUGUCGAGCUGGUCAACCAGCCCAGGCUGAGUUACUAGUAGCUUGGGGAGCUGAGCCCACUGCACGCGACCACUCUGGAAACAUGCCUGCUGACUGCGCCAGACAGGGCGGUCACACAGAGCUAGCAGAUCGUAUGACAGAACUAGUGUAUGAGGCUACCGACCGUAUGAUAUACUUCCUGACGGGUGAGAAACCAGACCAUGCGUCCGGGAGACACUACAUAGUGCCACGGGCGCAUGACACGCAUGAGAUGACUGAUGUCGCGAAGGCCGCGAGGGGCAAGCUGCAGUUGCUUCCAAAUCAUCUAUUCGAAGAGCUUGUUAUGGACAUAUACGACGAAAUCGACCGCAGAGAAACAGAAGCCAUCUGGCAGACAAGUGCGACGGGUUUAGAGAGGUCAGGCGUGGUGUUCCUGCCAGUGAACCCCGCCCUGUCAGCGCCCCGCAACCAGGGUAGACAGAAACUAGCCAGACUGUCCACUGCAGAGAUGGCCACCUUACUAAGAGACGUACUCGUAGACGCUACUAGAAGACAACAUAUUGCCACGUUACAGCCGCGAGCUCCCACAACCUUGAUGAAUCCCCUACUGUCAGCGAGCCACUUGAAGCACUUCUCGCAGAUGUCUGAUGACGAGCCUCUAUACGACUCAGUAGCCUCCGACGAAGACUACGCUGCUUUAGCACCUAUAGACUUAGAUUUGUCGAGCGUGGUGCCUCGUGCGGGUGAGACAGUAUCCUCAACAUACAACCCGUCCCUGCCACUCGAGCACUCCUCCAUCAUGGACAUACGCCGCACUCAGUCUCCCAGCAACUUCACACACUCCGCCAUACCCGAACAAACCACGGAAAUAGAAACAUUGAAGAAGGAAAUACACACUAAAGACUCCACCAUCACCGAACUCAAGAACCAACUGAAGAGCUUACAAACUAUUGUGGAACAACUCACCAAGGAAAACAGUGUUCUUAAAACAACCAGUAGCGUAGAUGAUGAUCAGAGUAUGACGUCACAGAUGUCGAUAAACGACAGCUCUAGUAACGCUCUAGAGUCUUCUAAAGCGCAAGAGAGAGGCAAAAGUCUCGAGACCGAGCAUUUCACCCGGGCGGAAGAAGUCGAUGGCAAGUUGUCGUUGAAACCUGCGCAGCGACCGGUCAGUAUGUAUGAGACUAGAGAGGGACCAAAGAAUAACUGGCAGGUUACUAAACACCAGCUGACGACGCUAUCAAGCCUGGAGAGGUCGCUGUCUCCUCUAUCGCUGGGCGCGGAGGGGUCGGAGGAAGCGAGCGCGCUGCCGCCGGCGGAGCUGGUGCAGCGGCGCGCGGAGUCCGUGACGCGCGCCAUCUCGGAGCUGUGGGCGGCCGCCCGCGACCAGCACCCGCGCCUGCAGCAGCGCGGGGACUCCAUACGACACGCCGUGCGGGCGCUACUCGCACUCUUCCCACAGACGAACACGGACGCGGAGCUGUCCCUGGUGCUGGGCGAGCUCCGUGCGGCGUGCUCGGAGGUGUCGCUGGCGUGCUCGGCGCCGUCGCCGCUGAACGAGGUGCGCGCGGCGGCGUACGACCUGGCGAAGGCGACCAAACUGCUCGUCACUCACUUCCAGCCCGACUCAUAG